UACAUUAAACAGGACGUUAUUUGGACCGCGAGAGGAUCGUCGUAAUAAUAAUAUCAUUACUAUCGAGCGUUCGCUGCGCACGUAUAUAUUAUAACGCACGAGAGCACGCAGUAGGUAGAGUGUUAGGCGUGUAUGUUUGCUCGGUUUUGAUAUUUUCUUUACUUUUCUUUUCCCGCAGACGCCGAUGUUCGGAAUGCGCCAAGUCCACGCGAAUCCGCAACCGUACACGACGACGUAUAGACAAUAAUAAUAAUAAUAAUAAUAAUAAUAAUAAAGCGCGUAGGUACGCCGAACACGCGUCGUGUGCGUUAAAACAAUCGGUCUAUCGUCGCAAUCACGGUUUGCUGUUAUCGAACCACCGUCAUCUGUAACACGGUGAAUUAUUACGAUAUAUAAAUAUUAUUUUAAUAUUUAUAUUUCAUAGCGUAUAAUGUAAUAUAGUUAUGCACCUGCUGUUGGUGGUGAUACGGUCGUAAUAAACGAUUUUUCUGCGUACACGUUACAAUCAUUAUAAAUUAAUAUUAACCGUAAAAUAUCGAAGUAAACCGACCGUUAAUAAUAUCAUUGUUGUCCCGAUCGUGUUUUUUACAUUCAGCCGCCGAGAGUGAUGAUAUGAUAUAUUGUACGCGCUCACGUGUAAAUGGACAAGAGGUGAGCAACAAGUACACAAUGUAUCGGACGAUUUUAAGUUGAAAUUGUUGUUGGUCGUUUUCAACUAGCUGCUAUAGUGUUCGAUUAGUCGACGACGAUACUAAUAACAUGAUCGAUAACGUCGAAUUGAAAACUAUGACGCGUGAAGAACCUACCGAGGAAAAGUGUGAGCAACCUUUACCACCGGGAGAAAAUCACGAAGCAUGGCAAAACAUGAGCGUCUUGUCGAAAUUCAAGUUCAUUUUUGAUCACUGUACAAUCGAGCCCAUGUUCGGGUGUUAUAUCAUGACCAGCGUUCUGACGGGGCUGUGCACGCAGAACUUGAAUCUGCAGAAGGCGUGCCGAGUGAAUCUGAAACUGGAGAACAGUACAUGUUCGGCGUUAGAUAAUCGGAACUCGGACGAUUACGCUAAAGAGGAAGUCAUGGUCCAAGAGCUGGUGGCCGACAUGAUCAUAUGGAAAACAAUCGUACAGAGUAGUAUACCGAUGGUGUUGAUAAUAUUCAUAGGGUCGUGGAGUGACCGGAACCAUAAGCGGAAGCCGUGUAUGUUGAUACCCAUUGUGGGCGAGUUACUGACCAGUAUAGGGCUACUUUUCUGUACUUAUUAUUUUUACGAGUUCCCUGUGGAAGUAGUCGGAUUGGUGGAGUCUCUGCCUCCGGCUAUGACCGGUGGAUGGAUGACAAUGGUUAUGGCUAUAUUCAGCUAUAUAGGCGAUGUAUCAUCGGUAAAAUACCGUACACUAAGAAUUGGAAUAGCGAAUGUUUUCUACUCCGUAGCCGUUCCUAUCGGUACCGCGUUGUCUGGUGUAUUGUUCCGAGCACUCGGAUUUUACGGUGUAUACAUCAUAGCUAUAGUGAUGUACAUAUUUACGAUUACAUAUGGCGUGAUAUUUAUAAAAGAAACAAAACCAGAGACAAGUUUCGAAAGCAAAGAACCACCAAAGUCUACAUCCUGUUUUUAUUUGAUCGAAGAUUUUUUUAGUUUGAGUAACAUCAAGGAGGCUAUUCGAGUUACGUUUAAAGAAGGACAACACAACAGAAGGUUAAGAAUUAUUUCUUUGUUAGUUGUCGUCAUCGUCGUAAUGGGUCCUUUAUAUGGGGAAAUGUCAAUGAUGUACAUGUUUACACGAUUAAAAUUCAAUUGGAACGAAAUUGACUUCAGUUUGUUUUCCACAUAUGCUAUGGUUACCAAUCUUAUAGGUACGAUGUUCUCAGUCGGUGUAUUCAGUCAUAAAUUAGGAAUCGAUGAUGCCUUAAUUGGAGUAAUGUCAUGUAUGAGCAAAAUAUUAGCAGGAUUUGUGUAUGCGUUUGCUCCUACUGCUUUAAUAUUUUACUUAGCACCACUUGUGGAAAUUAUAAAUGGUACAUCAUUUAUUGCUAUGAGAUCAAUUAUUUCCAAGCUAGUACCGUCAGAUGAAUUAGGUAAGGUAAAUUCAAUUUUUGGAGUUUGUGAAGCCAUAGUACCACUGAUUUACGGACCAAUGUACAGCUCUGUGUAUAAGCAUACAUUAAAAACAUUUCCUGGAGCGUUUUUUUUACUCGGAGGAUUGUUAACGGCUCCAGCAGCGGUUAUAUUUCUAUGGAUGUACAAUGAACAUCUAAAGGAACAGAAAGUAAAAGAGUCAACGAUCAGCAGUGGAUUAAACAAUUCUGAAGAAAUACAGAAAGAAAAUAGCUUGGACGUCAGGUUAUCCUUACAAAAUUAAAUUGACCUCACUAAACAUAUAAAUACAGCCGCUUAGAAUUUCAGGGCUUUUUUGAAGUUCCAUUGGACAAUAAAGUAUUUUAAAUGGGACGUGAAUUGAGUGGUGCAAAUAAAUGAAUUGGCCAAUAACAUUCA
Melanaphis sacchari is the source of this 2492-nucleotide messenger RNA. RefSeq lists its product as uncharacterized. Gene Ontology annotation, cellular component: membrane. The transcript is spliced from 8 exons. The record is from RefSeq and is a predicted model, not a curated record. Gene Ontology annotation, biological process: transmembrane transport. The coding region runs from base 760 to 2358 and encodes 532 amino acids. Lineage: Eukaryota; Metazoa; Arthropoda; Insecta; Hemiptera; Aphididae. Gene Ontology annotation, molecular function: transmembrane transporter activity.